AUGUUUAACUCAUUCUUGUCCAAGGAAGGCGCUUCCGCCUUGGCUAUCGUCCUCAUCGUCAUCUACUCUAUCCGAUACUUUUGGCUGGGCCUGUAUCACGUCGGUCGUGCGAGAUACUGUUCGACCCCUCGAACUCAAUACCCAGAGACCGUCGACCUGAUCAAAAUCGCAGUCGUUCUCCCCGUGGUGGACCACGAGAAUGACAACCUGUUGCCAACUAUCGAGAGUAUCCUGGUCAACCGCCCCCAGCAGCUCUAUGUCGUUCUUGUCGGCCGAGAGGCUUUCGAUAGAGUCGAGGCACAAGUCGCUCCCCUACGAGAGAAGUUUGGAUAUACUCAGAUCAACGUCGGUGCUGUGAACAGAACUAACAAACGUCGCCAGAUCGCUCACGCCUUGAAACAUAUCCAGCCCAGUGUUCAUUCUCUGACAGUCAUUACCGAGCAGGGAACCUACUGGCCUGACCGCUUCCUCAUGUCCGCUUGUUGUUCAUUCGAUGACCCUGAAGUCGCGGCUGUUACUGUCCCCAAGCGAGCGCAUCUACAACCUUCGAACUGCAUCUGGGAAAAAGUCAAGGCCCACCUCUUCUCCUUCUAUUACAGUGUCCAAGCCGAGGACAACCGGGCUGUUAAUAGCUUCGAUGGCUCUGCUCUGUUUGGCGGCGGUGCUACCCUUGUUCGAACUCACUAUCUGAAGAAUGAUAGAUUCAAGAAGGAAUUUGAGCACGAGAAGUGGUUCUUUGGGCGAUCGGGUGUUCUCAAGGGUGACGAGCAUUUUUUCUUGAACCGCUUUUUCCUUGGUGGUAACAAGUAUGUCUACUUCCAGGACAGCCCCGAAGCAACUGUUUCUGUUGAGGUGAACACUGUUGGUCAUUUCCUCAGCGAGUUCCUCCGGGAAACGCGAAACAACUGGAGAACGUGCUGGGACAUGGCUAUUACCUCCCACUGGCUGCUGAUUCGCAGAAGACAUGUCAUCUAUCCUGCCGCAGCUUUCAUGACCUGGUGGCCAAACAUCUUCUCCUUCGUUCUCCUCGCGGAUAUCCUCAGUGUGAUCAUGGCGUUCAACUAUGAUCUCCUCCACGACGACGUUCUAUAUGGAUGGCUCGCUGUUCAUGGUGCAGUGUUAGUCCUCCAAGCUAUGGUAGGUCUAUUCGUGGCUAUCCGCAUGCAUCGUAGCGAUGGAAGCGAUUUUAACAUCGUUGUUACCCUCCUGUGCCUACUGCUCAGUCUUCCCUUCCAGUAUGCUCUUGAGUUUGUCAAGAUCGCUGCUAUGUUGACCUUCUGGAAGGCGGACACCGAAGAGCGCGCUUCGGAUGACAUCGAGAUGACUGGUGAUAGUGAGCUUCGCUGGAGCUGGGGCUGUCUGUUUAUUCAUGAUGAUGAUAAAUUCUGGAACCCUGCCACUUGGCCACUUGGUUCAUGA
This is a messenger RNA of Fusarium coffeatum, 1419 nucleotides long. RefSeq lists its product as uncharacterized. Lineage: Eukaryota; Fungi; Ascomycota; Sordariomycetes; Hypocreales; Nectriaceae. The transcript has a single exon. Bases 1 to 1419 code for a protein of 472 amino acids. The record is from RefSeq and is a predicted model, not a curated record.